AUGGCCUCGACUUCUGGUUUGGACGGUCUUCCCAAGCGCUUUGUAAAGAAUCAGGUGGGUCCCGCUGGCGAGGAGCUAGGAUGGGACGCAGUCAAGAAGCUUCGGGUAAACCAAUCCAGUGCUUCUAAUCCUAUCCAUGUGAAUCAGAUUGAGAUCUAUGGGUGCGAUGGCAUCAACCAUGCUUUGCAAGCGAAUGGCGGCCAGGCCCGCCAGUCCUCCAUGCAUGGUUCUGGUGAAGGGUAUGGUCCUGCACAUCUGGUUAUCGACGGCUACCGCUGGGGCCGUUGUAAUCACACUGCUCAUGCAGACAAUGGUUGGCUCGAAGUGGAGCUGGCCAGGCCGACCGACGUGGAAAGCUUUGUUAUCUUCAACAUGUCUGAUGAUGAGUAUGACCAUCGGAUGCGUCUGUGUGGCCACACGGUGAAGCUAUUCGACGAGUCUGAUCGUGUUGUGUACCAGCAAGAGAUUACUUUAGAUGGUGAUUCGUCCUUGUUCGAUAAGGAGCAGAAAUGCCGACAGCUCUGGGUAAAUGAGGAUGCCAAACCUGUGUUGGCAAACUUGACCUUGGAGAAGGACGAGGCCAGAGAGGGCCACGCCAAGAUAACUGCGACACAGAUCAGUGGCAAGCACCUCGCAACAUUGUCUAUGGACAUUGCAACCAGCCGCUUUGUGGAGAGCCUUUGCCACCGCAUACACGAAGAAGCUGGCAUACCAGCCCACUCUUUGAGAUUACUGCUUCCUGAUGAUCGAGUGCUGCGACUGCACAGCGACAUGGAGGUGAGUCUGGAAGGGUUGCUCUCAGACACGGGCAAGGCAAGCGCCGCAAGCGCCGAGCCCUAG
Symbiodinium sp. CCMP2592 is the source of this 840-nucleotide messenger RNA. The record is from the annotation of a GenBank genome assembly. Lineage: Eukaryota; Dinophyceae; Suessiales; Symbiodiniaceae.